GAAACGAAAAUGGAAGCGGCGGGGAGCGAGGGACCCUCGGGGGGCGGCGCGGCCGACCCCGAGCACCGGGAGGCUUCGAUGCCGCUGAGCCUCGCCCGGGCCGCGGAGGCCCGGGCGGCCUCCCGCCUCCGCCGGGACAUCCGCAAAUGCCAGGAGGCCUGCCGGGUCCUGGAGGCGGCCAGCGCGGCCACGCGGAGGGCGAAGGCGGCGGCGGAGGAGCGGGUCGCCGGGCUGCGGGCGGCCCUCCGGAGCGGGACCGGCCCCCGGGGCCCCGGGCCCCUGCCGCGGCUGGCGCUGGUGCUGCCGGCCCGACCGGCCCCCGGGCCCGGCCCGCCCCACCUGCGCCUCCGGCUGCCCCUGCGCGGGGGCUCGGCCCUCGUCACCUUCGAGGACGCGGAGGUGGCGCGGGCAGCUGGUGCGGCAGCCCCAACACGAGGUCCAGGUGGAGGACUGUCGUCUGCGUCUCGGAGCUCGGGCCCUGCACCUGCCCGCCCCGCUCGCCUUCCAGCUGUCCGGACGGCCGUGCGGCCGCAGGGCGCUGGUCAGCGGAAUGCCCCCGGGGCUGGGACUGAGCGCGGACCAGUUGCUGGACAAGCUGGAACUUUUCUUCUGCAAAGCGUCACGCGGCGGCGGGGAAGUGACGGCCCGGGAGCUGCUGCUCGGGGGCCGGGCCGCCGUGCUGGACUUCGCGGAGGACGGAGUGGUGGACCGUCUGUAUCGCGUGGGCUGGUUCCAAGUGCCCCUGGGCAAGAGGACGGUGACCCUGGCGGUGACCCCGCACGUGAGCGGGGAGGUCAGCAACCUGGAGCUGGGCCAUCUGCAGGCGCCUCGGACGGUCCUGCUGAGCGGCGUGGCCGACGUGAUGGAAGAGUCCACCCUACGCGAUGUCCUGGAGCUCCAUUUCCAGAGACCCUCGUGCGGAGGCGGCGAGGUGGAGGCCCUGGUGUACGUGGCCCCGGGCCGCCAGGGCUACGCCCUCUUCACCCCUGAAAUCCACUAGGCGGCUGGUGGGGGGUGGUAGGGUCCCACCUCCCCCGGCCUCGUUUCUGUCUCUGGUAUUUGCCUAUCGCGUCGUCUCUUCCGAUAAACCUGAAGCCAAAA
This is a messenger RNA of Ornithorhynchus anatinus (platypus), 1101 nucleotides long. It is a transcript of the gene IFI35, whose product is annotated as interferon induced protein 35. The record is from RefSeq and is a predicted model, not a curated record. Lineage: Eukaryota; Metazoa; Chordata; Mammalia; Monotremata; Ornithorhynchidae. The coding region runs from base 10 to 990 and encodes 326 amino acids. Gene Ontology annotation, cellular component: nucleus. The transcript has 7 exons.